UCGGAUGUCAGCAUUCCGAGUCCGCGCCAUCCCGCUCCGGCUCUGCGGUGUUUAGGAGGUGGAAGAUGGGUCCCGAGGCGGCGAGGUAGGUGCCCGCGAUUGUCGCGUCAACAGCGGGGGAAGUUCUUCACCUCGCUCGGAUCUUUUCUCAAAGUCUCAUUUUGGGGUGCGAUUGAGUAUUCAGCAUGAGUAAUAUCUACGAGUCUGCAGAGGCCACGCUGGGCUUCAUCAGCUCUCCGUGCCUGACCAAAGUGGAGCUGAGAGUGGCCUGUCGGGGAAUCUCAGACCGAGACGCCCUCUCCAAACCCGACCCUUGCGUGGUUCUGAAGAUGCAGUCGCACGGACAGUGGUUUGAGGUGGACCGUACAGAGGUAAUCCGCAGCAGUAGCAGCACGGUCUUCUCCAAAAUCUUCCUGGUGGAUUAUUACUUUGAAGAGGUGCAAAGGCUUCGCUUUGAACUGCACGACAUCAGCUCGGGCAGCAACGGCCUGCGCGAUGCGGAUUUCCUCGGCGCCAUGGAGUGCACCUUGGGACAGAUUGUCUCACAGAGGAAACUGUCCAAAGCUCUCCUCAAACAAGGAAACACUGCGGGGAAGUCUUCCAUAAUGGUGACAGCGGAGGAGCUGUCUGGUAAUGACGACUACGUGGAACUCUCUUUCAGCGCUCGUAAACUGGACGACAAGGAUUUCUUCAGCAAGUCCGAUCCGUUCCUGGAGAUUUUCAGAAUAAAUGACGACGGGAGCGAGUCUCUUGUUCACCGAACGGAGACGGUCAUGAACAACUUGAGCCCCGUAUGGAAAUCGUUCAAAGUUUCCUUCAACACGCUCUGCAGCGGCGACCAUGAACGGGAGCUAAAGUGUACAGUUUGGGACUGGGACUCGAACGGAAAGCAUGAUUUUAUCGGGGAGUUUCAGACCACGUUUAAGGAGAUGAGGGCGGAGCAAGAGGGCAAGCAGAUUCAGUGGGAGUGUAUCAACCCGAAAUACCAGAUGAAAAAGAAGAAUUACAGAAACUCUGGCGUCGUCAUUAUCAACCACUGUAAGAUCAUCAAAAUGUAUUCCUUCUUGGAUUAUAUCAUGGGAGGCUGUCAAAUCCAGUUCACAGUGGCAAUAGACUUCACAGCCUCCAACGGGGACCCUCGAAACAGCUGCUCCCUCCAUUACAUCCACCCCUACCAGCCCAAUGAGUAUCUCAAGGCUCUAGUGGCCGUGGGGGAGAUCUGCCAAGACUACGACAGUGAUAAAAUGUUCCCCGCUUUCGGUUUUGGAGCAUUAAUACCGCCUGACUUCAAGGUGUCACAUGAUUUCGCUGUGAGCUUUGAUGAAGACAAUCCUGAAUGUGCAGGGAUCCAAGGCGUAGUCGAGGCCUACCAGAAUUGCCUUCCCAAGAUUCAGCUAUACGGGCCAACCAACAUCGCCCCCAUCAUCCAGAAAGUGGCGUCGUCCGCCUCCGAGGAGAUGCACACCAAAGAGGCUAUGGAAUAUUUCAUCCUGCUCAUCCUGACAGACGGCGUCAUCACCGACAUGGCCGACACGCGGGAGGCCAUCGUGCACGCCUCCCACCUACCCAUGUCCGUCAUCAUUGUCGGCGUGGGCAACGCAGACUUCACCGACAUGCAGAUUCUGGACGGGGAUGAUGGCAUCCUGCGUUCCCCCAAGGGCGAGCCGGUACUCCGCGACAUCGUCCAGUUCGUCCCCUUCAAGGAUUUCAAGCAUGCGUCCCCAGCUGCCCUGGCAAAGAGUGUUCUGGCGGAAGUCCCAAACCAGGUGGUGGAUUACUACAACGCUAAAGGCAUCAAACCCAAGUGUAUGUCGGACUAUGAGUCAACACAGACCUUCAGCCCCUGACCGCGGACUGACUCCACAUGUUUACACACAAAUGCACAAACGCGGCGUCGUGUACAUACAAUACAAAAACAUUAGUCUAGCUUGUUACGGUGAACCAAUCUAGAGCCCGUUAUGAUUACUGCAUGUUUGGCCAUGAUGGCGUUAGCCGGGAAAUGAUUAAUUGUAUAUCUUACAGAUGUUUCUAGAAAUGAGUCUGCAGAACCAGCAUGCGACCAUCCCAAAGAAAUGACACUAUAACUUAUUUAUACAACUAGCAAGUGCAUAGAUGACACAGUAUGACAAACUCCGAAUUAGCGCUGCAUUUUGUAUUCAUGCAAAUAUUAGUCCCCUUGCUAGUGUUUUGCAUAAAUGCAUGCAUAAUCCCGCUAGUUUUGAAAUAAAGUAUUUCUGCCAUUUUAAUGACACACUGGGCUGUCUUGUUUUAUUUUCUACGGAAUCAUUUACAUUUUUCGGGGUAAAUAACUGAAUGAUUCUAACCAUUUCUUCUUAAUCUUCUUAUUGUAAAGAGUUUUGCAGGGAUAGCUGAGUACAGUAGGUGUAAUAGGCUGUUUCUUCCCUGUACGAUUGCAUGUUCAGUACAAUAAAGACACUUUGUUUUUCUCA
Messenger RNA from Entelurus aequoreus (snake pipefish), 2450 nucleotides. Its product is annotated as copine-4-like. Gene Ontology annotation, biological process: cellular response to calcium ion. The transcript is spliced from 16 exons. The record is from RefSeq and is a predicted model, not a curated record. The coding region runs from base 186 to 1847 and encodes 553 amino acids. Lineage: Eukaryota; Metazoa; Chordata; Actinopteri; Syngnathiformes; Syngnathidae. Gene Ontology annotation, cellular component: plasma membrane. Gene Ontology annotation, molecular function: calcium-dependent phospholipid binding.